UCUAUAUCCCAAAUGUGCCAUACAAAACAUUUUCCACUUCCAUUCUUCAACAUCUCUGAAAGACUCAACAUUUUGUUUCAAAGCAUCAAAUUCUUCACAGAGAAAAAUGGCAAUGAUCCUUUUCCUUGUUUUCUCUCUCUUCCUCCAAGGAGCUCUAGGUGAUAUUGUAUGUGAGGAGUUGCCGGUUGGAAUGUGCACCUUCUCCAUCGCCUCUUCGGGGAAGCGAUGCCUAUUAGAGACUCAGACACCGUCGUCGAAUGGAGGCACCGAGGCGGCAUACCAGUGCAAGACAUCAGAGGUGGUUGUGAAGAACAUGCCAGAGUGGAUUGAGAGUGAGGAGUGCAUUAGUGCAUGUGGAGUUGAUAGAUACUCAGUUGGGAAGAUCUCAUCGGAUUCACUCAUCGAGCCUCAAUUCACCUCCAAGCUCUGUGCACCUGCCUGUUACCAAAACUGCCCUAACGUUGUUGAUCUCUACUACAACUUGGCUUUGGCUGAAGGAACAUCUUUACCGGAGUUGUGCAAGAUUGAGCAAACCAAUCCACGCCGUGCAAUGAUACAGAUUUCAAGUUCCGGUUCAGCUUCCGGUCCAGUCUCUGCUGCAGCUUUUGGUCCGGCCUCUACUGAAUCCCUUGCUUGUUCUCCAGCUUCUAUUUAAUCAAUUGUCACAAAUACAUAAUACAUUUCCAAUCCAGCAGAUCAAUUAAGUUACUUUUGUUUAGUAACAUUUAUAUAUAUAUAUAUACAUGUAUAUCAUAUGUGUGAAGUAAUACUUGAGAGAGAGAAUGUAUUAUGUUGUUUAUGAUCAAUUGGAAUA
This is a messenger RNA of Camellia sinensis, 814 nucleotides long. The record is from RefSeq and is a predicted model, not a curated record. NCBI's taxonomy places the organism in Eukaryota, Viridiplantae, Streptophyta, Magnoliopsida, Ericales, Theaceae.